UUCAAAACAAAGGCGGGCCACUUCUGUUCUCACGCUGAGCUUCGGAAAACACUUUUUGAGCCUAGGAACCUGCUCGUAGUGGAGACUCCACCCAGCACUGCAGUGCUGAAGUGUUGCCGUUGCGUUGGUGACCGAGGCGAUGGGGGACAAGACUCUUCCUCAAGAGCUCAAGCGUUGGGCUGUGGAGGAGUUUAAACUGCCCGCGAAUUGCCUUCCCUCUGACAGCUACUUCAAAACACUGUGUCUUGGACAAGGAGCCUCAAUAUGGAGAUUUGUUAUUCAGCAUGUUUACAAUCAGAGGAAUGUCAAGGUGAUGCGGGGGAAUCUGAAGUGGUACAAAAUGCUGCAGGACGAUGAGGUGUGCCGUGCCCAGGGCCAGAGCGAGGAGGAGAGGCGUCAGGGUCUGCAGCGUGAGAUUGAGGAGCUGAGAGCAGAGCUGAGUCAGCUGGAUAUGCAGAUUCAUGGAGCUGAGGAACAGCUUGCUACUGAAGAACAAUCUGUCAGGAGGAGCUGGGAGGCAGAUGGAGAAGACCGGCGCAGGGAGCUGCUCCUGCGGGCCUUUGGCCAACGCUGCGUAGAGGAGAGACGCUUUCUGGAGCAGGAGAUCCACAGGGUGGCUGGACACUGCCAGGCACUGGGAUGGCUCUCCAAGAAAGCAGAAGUGGAGUUGGUCUUUGGAGGCGAUGCUGUGGAUCGCACUGGUGCCAGCCAGGACCACUCUGGGCCCGAGCCACAGGUUCUUCGAGAAGUGAGGGAGCUGUGUGAGGAGCGGGUGCUUUUCUUCCAGUCUCUGCUUGAAAGCGAGCUUAAGAGUGGCCCCCCUGCAGCAGCACACAUGUCCCGUGAGCAGAGAGGAACUGUCUUUCAGCACUGGCUAAGUGCUGUGGAGGACCUGGUGCGCACUCAUCCGCCCAGCCACGUGCUUGCUGCCUUGCAGCACCUGGCCUCCCGCCAGCAGGCGUCACUGCAAGAAAAGCUUGCUUCCUUGGAUGUGACAAAAGACAUUUCUGCACUUAGGUAUCGCUACGAAAGCUGCCGGUUGCACGACCUGUCAAAGGACACAGAGGAGCUGCCCUCAGUGAAGUCACUCAUGCAGGCGGGCUGGGAGGAGGUGGAGCAGAUGGUUGUGCAACUGGCACAAAUGAAGGCGCGUGUCCAACAGAAAAAGAGCCAGCUGGACGCCCACAGGAAGAAGGCUGAGCUGGAACAGCUGGACGAUCAAGCUCAGAUAGAGCCUCAGGCUGGGUCGGUGAUGGACCUGGAACUGCAGCAUGUCAUGCAGACCGCCAGGCGGGACAGUGUGCUGGAGCAGUGCGAGACCCUCAGCCUGCUGGCCAGAGAGAGACAGGAGGCUUUGCACACCCUGCGCAGCCAGUGGCAGAGCAUCAUGGACUUCAGGCAGCUUGUGGACAACAAGCAGGAGCAGAUCAGGGGACUUAUAAAGGGAAACUCUACUGCCAAGACUGAAAUGUUGCGCAUACAUAGCGAAGCUGGACAGUUUGUGAAGGACAAGCUAGGUCCACUGUGCUGGGGUGUGGUGGAUGAAGCAGGGAAGCUGCGGAACAUGGUAUCCCAGGAGACCAGACAGGCAGCAGGGGUGUCACUGGCAGCUCUUGACUGCAGGGUCAUCAGUGGCUUGCAACGGGUCCCAGCUGAAUCGCUUUCAAUCCACCGUCUGCAGUCUGGCACAUUCCACACUCUGUUGCAAAAUAUGGCCUUCCCGAUAUCCAUGGCUCCCGAGCAGCUGUGUGCACAGGCAGUCUCUCAGCAGCUCCAGUUGCGCUUCCUGAGACGGCUGUUGCAGCUGCGCUCGGCCUCGCUGCUCAGCCUGCAGAACCAGAGAGCGAUGCUUCCCGUCACAGACACACAGGCCCUUCUGCAACAGGUACGCGAGGCGGACGAAGAGAUCCUGCGAUCGUUUCUGCCUCGCGUCCGGGAGCUGAGCCAACGCACUUCCCAGGCCCUGCUGUAUGCUGGGGAGGCAAAAACCACAAUCGCCCACUGGUGGGAACAGCCAGCGCAGCUUGCCCUGCCGGAGAUGACCCGGGGAGGUCUUACUCUGCAGCAGUGGCUGCAGCGAUGGAGACUGGCAGCCAAGGCUUUAGAAUGAGCCCAAAGUCACACCGCACUGGGCAAACGGUGUAAAAUCUGUGUAUGCAUGUGUUAGACAUUUUAAUGUACCAUCAUGAGAUCCAUCUGCAUUUGUAAAAAAAGAAAAA
This is a messenger RNA of Scleropages formosus (Asian bonytongue), 2219 nucleotides long. RefSeq names its product HAUS augmin-like complex, subunit 5 (gene haus5). Gene Ontology annotation, cellular component: centrosome; HAUS complex. Gene Ontology annotation, biological process: centrosome cycle; spindle assembly. Bases 140 to 2110 code for a protein of 656 amino acids. Lineage: Eukaryota; Metazoa; Chordata; Actinopteri; Osteoglossiformes; Osteoglossidae. The record is from RefSeq and is a predicted model, not a curated record. The transcript is spliced from 20 exons.